Molecule: messenger RNA, 256 nt
Organism: Dentiscutata heterogama
Lineage: Eukaryota; Fungi; Glomeromycota; Glomeromycetes; Diversisporales; Gigasporaceae
Source: the annotation of a GenBank genome assembly
AUGUGUGCUCACAAUGUUCAGGUGCUCACAAUAUUCAAGCGCACACAAUAUGAGCUAAUUGAAUUUUCCUCUGGUAUAAAAUUACCAGCAACUUUUGAAUAUAAAGAAGGACGCAAGAUAUAUGUAGCAUUAAUAUUAUCAGCUAAUGAUGUUCCUGCUGCAAGAAAGAUUUGCGGUCAUGCAAGUCAUGCAGUAAAAUGUCAUCGUUGCCCAAAACAUGCUAAAUAUGAUCAUGCAACCAAAAGAAAUCAUUAUG